Arthroderma uncinatum is the source of this 1497-nucleotide messenger RNA. Its product is annotated as indoleamine 2,3-dioxygenase family protein. Bases 1 to 1497 code for a protein of 498 amino acids. The record is from RefSeq and is a predicted model, not a curated record. NCBI's taxonomy places the organism in Eukaryota, Fungi, Ascomycota, Eurotiomycetes, Onygenales, Arthrodermataceae. The transcript is spliced from 5 exons. Gene Ontology annotation, molecular function: heme binding; metal ion binding.
AUGACUCGAAUUGAGGAGAUCCCUACUUCAACCAUGAAGGCCUUCCCUCAUGUGUUCGAUGACCCCAAGACCCUCCCCAAGUCUGUUGACCCCUUCACCAUCACGGCUGCUUCGGGUUUCAUGCCUACCAUCCUCCCACCAGCCGGCCUGCCGGAAGUGUUUGCUCCAUUGACUUCCAUCAUGGACCGCCUCCCUGUCCAAAAGGCUGAUGGAACCCCUGGACUCCUUGCCACCUAUGACCUUGGUCCCGUCGUCCAUGCUGAGCUCCCGGAUCUCACGGAUGAGGUUGAUAAGGUCGUCACUGCUGAUGGCAAGCCAGACCUAUAUACUCUUACCGCCGUGUUCAGAGACUACUCCUUCCUUGCCUCUUCUUACCUCUUGGAACCCUGCUGGAAGUCCUGGAACACCACUCCCGACCAGAGCUAUGGUCUCGGACGGGAAAGACUGCCUCACUCCAUUGCUGGCCCAAUGUACCGAUGUGCCCAGAUCUUGGAUCUCCCGCCAUUCCUCUCAUACGCGGCAUCCUAUGCCCUAUUCAACUAUGCCCUUGCAGACACCUCCAAGGGAUAUGACUACUCUAACUUGAGACUCAUCCGUGGCUUCGAGAACGGUCUUGACCCAGCCAGCUCUGAGGCCGGCUUUAUCCUGACCCACGUUUACAUGGUCAAGGAGACCGGCUCCCUGGUUGACGGUGUUGUCCGUAUCCUCAACGCCGUUGAGCAAGGUGCUGACCGUGCUACUGUCAACGAUGCCUACCGAACCAUUCUUGAAGGUAUGACCAAGAUCGAAGCCUGUAUGGAAGACAUGUGGAAGAACUCCAAGCCUGGUGACUACAUCUCGUUCCGAGUCUUCAUUUUCGGAAUUACCUCCCAGUCUAUGUUCCCCAAUGGCGUUGUCUACGAGGGUAUUGAAGACAACAAGCCUUUGAACUUCCGUGGAGAGUCUGGAGCCAACGACAGCAUCAUCCCACUCCUCGACCACCUCUGCCAAAUCCCCAUGCCAGACACCCCCUUGACUAAGAUCCUGCACGAGUUCCGCGCCUACCGCCCAAUGCCUCACCGCAAGUUCCUUGCCCACGUCGCCGCUAAGUCCCAAGAGCUUGACAUCCCCAAGUACUCCACACAGGACCCAGAGACCGUCUUCCUCUACCUAAAGACUCUCGACCAUGUCCGCAGUUUCCGAUGGAGACACUGGCUCUUUGCCAGAGAGUACAUCAUUAAGCGUACCAGCCAUCCAACUGCCACCGGAGGAAGCCCCAUCGUCACUUGGCUUCCCAACCAGCUCUUUGCCGUCAUGGACCUCAUGCUUGCCACUUAUGACCGUUCCGUCGUUCCACUUCUGAAGAACGGAACCGGUGCCCAGGGUGAGAACCUCGGAUCAUUUGACAAGUACAAGGACCAAGUCGAGGAGAUGAUGGAGCUUGUACGAGACCAGAGGGACAAGCUAGACAAGGAAGUUGGUAAAUGGUGCCAGGAACGCGGAGUUCCAGCUAAAUAA